Messenger RNA from Mauremys mutica (yellowpond turtle), 2780 nucleotides. RefSeq names its product phosphatase and actin regulator 3 (gene PHACTR3). The coding region runs from base 592 to 2229 and encodes 545 amino acids. Gene Ontology annotation, molecular function: actin binding. The record is from RefSeq and is a predicted model, not a curated record. The transcript has 15 exons. Gene Ontology annotation, biological process: actin cytoskeleton organization. NCBI's taxonomy places the organism in Eukaryota, Metazoa, Chordata, Testudines, Geoemydidae.
AGCGUCCUCACGGACUGCGCCGCCUGCGCUGCCCCUCCAGCCGGAGAGAACCCAGCGUCUCCAGUUAAAAAGCUUUGUGGAAUAAACAGUGACUUUCAGCUUCUUCUACAGGAAAGAGAAACUUGCAGGAUGAAGACAAGUUGACUUGCAGCUUUUCAUCAGGUCCUCCAUUUAGAAAAGCAAGCUUGAUUUUGAACGUUGCAUAGGAUUUUACAAUCACACACAGGAUAAUAUCCAGGCAGCUGUCAGCAAGGACGUGAUUUUCCUGGUUAAAAUAGGAAAUGCAUUCAUUCUUUAUACAUAAUGUAAACAGAAUCCAUCUAGACCCUGAAGGGGUCUGCCUUUAUAUUUUUAUGUGACUUGAAAAGAAGAGGUGAAGAAAUUUCAAGUGAUAACAAUAAGAAAGGCUGAAAGGAAACUAAUCAUUUUCCUCCUUGGAUCAAGCUGCUGCAUUCAAUGUGCUCUGAGCAAGAGGCAGCCCUCAGGGACCUGAAGGACUUCUGGAACACCAGCAAGCUACGCAUGACUAAGCAGGCAGGAAUGAGAUAGUCUAACAGAUGUACUGAGCCGCACUCGCUGGAAUCUGAUGAGAUGGAGCAGUCCCCUGCAAUGCAUUCUGAAUAUCUGGUCUCAGGGAUUAGAACUCCGCCUGUGAGAAGGAACAGCAAGCUGGCAACACUGGGCAGGAUCUUCAAACCAUGGAAGUGGAGGAAAAAGAAAAACGAGAAACUAAAGCAAACAUCAGCAGUGUUAGAGAAGAAGAUUACUGCAAGGCCAGGUCGGGAUGAACUCAUUAAGAAAGGUCUUCUGGAGAUGAUGGAACAAGAUGCUGGAGGCAAAGCAUGCGCUGCUGAUGGUGCCACCAGAUCAAUGCAGAGUGACCCUUCAUCCCCCGUAUGCCAGGCAUUUACCUCAGAAGAGAUGCAGCAGGAAAGUACAGCAGCAACAACAAAUACAACCUCACUUGGCGAGGAGCUGCACUCAGAGGAGCUGAAAGACGAUGCAGCCAAGAAACCUUCAGUGUCCACUGAAGAACUAGAAGAUGCCUGCCUGCCAGUAACCGAAGAGACUCCACAAGCCUUACUUAUUUCUGAAUCCACAGAUUCCCCACGGAAACCAAUGGAAAGAAACCUAGCACAGCUCCCCAGCCCCCCUUCACUUCCAAUUCCACCACCUAAGGCAAUCUCCAAAAUCAAGAGUGUAACAGCAGCAGGAAGUGAAGUAGAUGAGCCAGCAGUGAAAUCCCCUCCUUCCACUAUCCUGAAGAAUUAUGUCAUUGUUGGUUCCUCCCAAAUCUCAGGACAAGCUGCCCUCUUCCAUCCACCAGGCCAGAAAGGCUCCGAUCCCCAUGUCAGAGGACAGCUACCAACACCGACUGGUUCCCCUCAUCCCACUGCUGUCCACCUGCCUUUACCUCCCAGCAGAGUCAUUGAGGAGCUCCACAGGGCUCUGGCCACCAAACAUCGGCAGGAUAGCUUUCACGGCAGAGAAAGCAAAGGGUCUCCCAAAAAAAGAGUGGAUGUCCGUCCAUCCAGAACAUCUAGCAUCGAGGGCAACAAAGAAAAGGAGAAUGCACUGAGCCACAGUAAUGAUCCGGAGAACAAGCGAAACUCAGUCAAAGAGUCAGAUGAGAACAAAGAAAACCUGAUCAUGAACUCAGAACUCAAGGACAACUUGGUUUUUUAUCAGGAUGAAGAGGUGUUGAAUGACUCCAUCAUUUCUGGUACCUUGCCAAGAAAAUGCAAGAAAGAGCUGCUGGCAGUAAAGCUACGGAACAGGCCAAGCAAGCAGGAACUGGAAGACAGGAACAUUUUCCCAAGGAGGACAGAUGAGGAACGCCAGGAAAUCCGGCAGCAAAUCGAAAUGAAACUUUCAAAGCGCCUGAGCCAAAGACCUGCUGUUGAGGAGCUCGAAAGAAGGAAUAUACUUAAACAAAGAAAUGAUCAAACAGAGCAGGAAGAAAGAAGGGAAAUCAAGCAGAGGCUGACAAGAAAGCUCAAUCAGAGACCUACAGUCGAUGAACUAAGAGACAGAAAAAUUUUAAUUCGAUUCAGCGAUUAUGUAGAGGUGGCAAAAGCACAGGACUACGACAGACGAGCAGACAAACCAUGGACAAGACUAUCAGCAGCCGAUAAGGCAGCAAUUCGUAAAGAGCUAAAUGAAUACAAAAGUAAUGAAAUGGAGGUACAUGCAUCAAGCAAGCAUUUGACAAGAUUUCACAGGCCAUAGAGAUUUUCUUCUGAGAAGAAUUUGUCUUUACUUUUGAUACUGCUGCUGAACACACAUCAGGGAACGUAUAAAGGUCUUUCCCUGAAGUUCAGUACACGAUAACCUGACGUUUGUGUGAGAGAAGGACCGUGCAGGUGAAAUCUCUGCAGCAUGUACACACAGGAGCUACCAGAGGACGUACUUCGCUCUUUGAUGCCUGAAGAGUGAUGGCCUGUGGGGUGGGAGGAUCAGUUGAAAACGAAUGAAGUAAAGCUACUGGAAGGAACUUACUGCUCUCCUUUAACCCUUGUUUUAAACUGUUUUGAAGCAUAUCUUGGAAAAGGAGAUGUUGUGCAUGUACAGGCUUUACCAUUCCAGGGCCUCUGACAUAAUGGACAUGACGCACUGUCAUUCAGUAUUAUGUUGACAAGACAUUUUGAACUAAUCACAAUUAGUUUGUAAAAAACUUACGUUCAUGUUAUACAAAAUGAUUUAAUGUAUUAUAAUUUUUCUCUUUUUUAUAUAAUGUCUAAUGAAAACACAGCUGCAACAUUUUUGAUUCCUGUUAAUUU